Molecule: messenger RNA, 937 nt
Organism: Drosophila bipectinata
Lineage: Eukaryota; Metazoa; Arthropoda; Insecta; Diptera; Drosophilidae
Product: calaxin
Molecular function (GO): calcium ion binding
Source: RefSeq, a predicted model, not a curated record
GCUACACUCUUAAAUUCAAGUCGUAAUGAAAAUUUUACGUUUUGUCAGUAUUUUUAGGCGUUUUACACAUUCGUAACGUACAAAAAGAACACUUUUUUUAUAGAAACGAUUUUAAUUAAAAAAUAGUUUUGACCGUUUUUCUUUGGAGAAACUAUUGGCCAAAAUUUUAGAAUGGGUUUCGAUACUACUUUGGAUACAGUGGAAAAUGCUCGUUUUACAUAUAUCUAUUCUCCACUUAUUAGUCGGAUGCUAAAGGAUCACAAGCUGAUCUUCAAGGACUAUGAGCUAACGAGCAUCAUAAUGGUUUUUCACAAAUUCGUCCUUGCUAAUGGACCCCGUGCCAAAUUCAUGACGAAGCUGCAGCUGGCGAAUAUGUUGGGAUUCAUUUUUGAACUCGAUGACAUGGAAAUUGUCUCUGUUAUUGUAGACCGGAUUUGUCAUUCUGAAAGCUCUCCAUAUCCCGAUUAUACACCCGAAAAGUAUUGUAAUGUGGAAUCAUUUUUGCACCUUUUCAAGGUAUACUUCAGUAGAGAUCUACAGCUAAAGAUGGAGUUUGCUUUUUCGGUUUAUGAUCGCGGAGAUAAGGGCCAGCUGAAUAGCGAAGAAGUCGGACAUUUUGUUUCAAAAUAUUUUGAUAACGUCGACGAAGAAGAGGCCCAGGAGCUCCGAUUGGACAUGAAGGUGUUAAUAAUGCAAAAAUUUGAUCUGGAUAAGGACACUUUUAUACAGGCCGAGGAAUACUACGAUGUGGUGACGCGGCAGCCUAGAUUACUGGAAUUUCUUGGUCAAAUAUAUCCAUCGAAUCCUAAGAUGGAGGUCAUAGCGGUAUGCUCAAAUAUUUUGUCCUGGUUUGAUGACUCUCCAAAUCCACGGAUAAUUUCGAAAACAGAAUCGAACUAAGGAUUGUCUACAAAAUUACCAAUAUGAUUGCAAUAAU